AUGCCCGGUCUUCCGACGGUUGUAACGAUUACAGACACCUCUUCUGGCUCCGGACCCAUCCCGUUCUGGCUGGUUAUCGUCACUCGCUUAUUUGCUAUUUUGGGACUUUCCUCUCUCGUCUGGAUCUCCAUUUUCUACGUAACUGCUGGCGGACUUACCACUCUUCUUGGACUCUUGAUGUUCAUCUUCGGAGUCUACCACUUCUGCAUGGAAUGUAGCUUCUUCUGCGUCUGCGGCAUAAGGGAGCGCAUUCCCCUCCCAGCGCCGAUUUCAACCUUCCUCGACUCCGUUGAAAGCCACCGCCCAAGCUACUUCUACAGAGCAGUUCUCUACUUUCUCACUCCUGUUUCGCUCGCUAUCGCCUCUAAAAACGUCACUUGGUACGUCUUCUUCAACUGUGGCUCCCUUAUCUUCUCCUCUCUGCUGUAUGGAUACUGCGUGUUUUUGAUCAAACGAAAUGGUUCUUCAAACUGGAUCACUGCCCAACCGCCGACUUCCCUAAAAAACUAA
Oikopleura dioica is the source of this 510-nucleotide messenger RNA. Lineage: Eukaryota; Metazoa; Chordata; Appendicularia; Copelata; Oikopleuridae. The record is from the annotation of a GenBank genome assembly.